Molecule: messenger RNA, 1557 nt
Organism: Maudiozyma barnettii
Lineage: Eukaryota; Fungi; Ascomycota; Saccharomycetes; Saccharomycetales; Saccharomycetaceae
Gene: ALD4
Product: aldehyde dehydrogenase (NADP(+)) ALD4
Exons: 1
Coding region: 1-1557 (518 amino acids)
Molecular function (GO): aldehyde dehydrogenase (NAD+) activity
Source: RefSeq, a predicted model, not a curated record
AUGUUCUCUGUUAGGUCUGCACUUUUAAAAUCAUCUACUUCACAAUUAGGUAGAUUACAACUACGUUAUUUCUCACAUUUACCUUUAAAUGUCCCAAUUAAAUUACCUAACGGUCUAGAAUAUGAACAACCUACAGGUUUAUUCAUUAACAAUAAAUUUGUUCCAUCAAAACAACACAAAACUUUCGAAGUCAUCAAUCCUUCUACUGAAGAAGAAAUCUGUCAUGUCUACGAAGGUAGAGAAGACGAUGUCGAAUCUGCUGUCAUCGCCGCUGAUAAUGCUUUCAACAAUAAUUCAUGGGCUACUAUCGAUCCUUUAGAGAGAGGUAAAGCUUUAUGGAGAUUAGCCGAUUUCAUUGAAAAGGAUAAAGAAAUUAUUGCUUCAAUUGAAUCCCUAGAUAAUGGUAAAGCUAUUAUGAAUGCUAGAAUUGAUGUUCAAUUAGUUAUUAACUAUUUAAAGGCUUCUGCUGGUUAUGCUGAUAAAUUAGAUGGUAGAUUAAUUAAUACAGGUGAAACUCAUUUCAAUUAUACUAAGAGAGAACCUUUAGGUGUUUGUGGUCAAAUUAUUCCUUGGAAUUUCCCAUUAUUAAUGUGGGCUUGGAAAAUUGCUCCAGCUACUAUUACAGGUAAUACUGUUGUCUUAAAGACUGCUGAAUCUACACCUCUAUCUGCUUUAUAUGUGUCUCAAUAUAUUCCUCAAGCCGGUAUCCCACCUGGUGUCAUCAACAUUGUCUCCGGUUUUGGUAAGAUUGUCGGCGAAGCUUUAACUCAACAUCCAAAGAUUAAGAAAAUCGCAUUCACAGGUUCUACUGCUACUGGUAGACAUAUUUAUCAAGGUGCUGCUGCAGGUUUAAAGAAAGUCACUUUAGAACUUGGUGGUAAAUCUCCAAAUAUCGUCUUUGCUGAUGCCGACAUUAAGAAUGCCGUUCAAAACAUUAUUACAGGUAUUUAUUUCAACUCUGGUGAAGUUUGUUGUGCUGGUUCAAGAGCCUAUGUCGAAGAAUCUAUCUACGAUGAAUUUGUUCAAGAAUUGAAGACUGCUGCUGAAAAUGUUAAGGUUGGUAACCCAUUCGAUGAAACUACCUUCCAAGGUGCUCAAACCUCUCAAAUGCAAUUAGAAAAGAUCUUAAGUUAUGUUGAUAUCGGUAAGAAAGAAGGUGCCACUUUAUUGACUGGUGGUGAAAGAGUUGGUAAUAAAGGUUAUUUCGUUAAACCAACUAUCUUUGGUGAUGUUAAAGAAGAUAUGAGAAUUGUCAAAGAAGAAAUUUUUGGUCCUGUCAUUACUAUUACCAAAUUUAAGAAUCUAGAUGAAGUUGUCAAGAUGGCUAACGAUUCUGAAUAUGGUCUAGCUGCUGGUAUUCAUACUAAGAACAUCAACAGUGCCAUUAAAGUUGCUGACAGAGUUAAGGCAGGUACUGUCUGGGUUAACACUUACAAUGACUUCCAUCACUCUGUUCCAUUCGGUGGUUUCAACGCUUCUGGUCUGGGUAGAGAAAUGGGUUCUGAAGCUAUUGACAAUUACACUCAAACAAAGGCUGUCCGUGUCAAGUUAGAUUAA